Molecule: messenger RNA, 3673 nt
Organism: Epinephelus fuscoguttatus (brown-marbled grouper)
Lineage: Eukaryota; Metazoa; Chordata; Actinopteri; Perciformes; Serranidae
Gene: dzip1
Product: DAZ interacting zinc finger protein 1
Exons: 20
Coding region: 558-3176 (872 amino acids)
Biological process (GO): cilium assembly
Cellular component (GO): cytoplasm; ciliary basal body
Source: RefSeq, a predicted model, not a curated record
GGAUUUAGGAAUGUGGAGACCAGCAGCUACGUCACCCACAAACCGCCUGGGGUGCCGUCGUUAGAAAACUUUUCCAAAGGCUGUGAGUUCGUAAAAACAAGCCCUCCGGUCGAGGUCAAGCAAAGCGGAUAAAAAGCCUGCCCCAACAUGAAGUGAUUGUUUCGGAAACGUGAUGCAGAGAGAUUAGCGGCUGUUAGCUUGGAAACCAUUUGUCGCUAAACCUCCUCGUGCUCAUUUGCAGGGACGCUCGUCUCUGUCUCCAUGGUAACGUGGCGGACGCCCAGCCUCGGCGUUGUCGCGUUGAGCUGCCUGCAAGGGGGCGGAACCGGAGAGCAACGACGGGUCGAUUUCUUUCUUCCCAUAAAGGCAAAAUCAGUCGAAGAUGGUAAGGAGAGCACGGCUGCAUGAGGACAGCACUAUAGCCAUUUCACGACGGAGCAUACUACCCCUAUACCGGUGACACCCAGGGGACCCACUCAUCAGCAGGGAUCCCAUCCCUCCUGAAUUCCCCGCUCAGCCAACACUCUGCAAACGGCCACUCUGUACCUGCACCCAGCAUGACUCCAUCCAGCGGAGCCUCCACUGUCCUUCCUUUCAAAUUCCGCCCUCGCAGGGAAAGCGUGGACUGGCGAAGAAUCAACGCCGUGGACAUAGACUUAGUUGUGAGCCAGCUGGACGUGGAUGCCCUUCAGGAGCACAUCAGCAGUGUUACCUUCUGCAGCCUGGAUGGAGAGCGAUGUCAGCGGUGCCAAAGCCCCGUGGACCCAGCUCUGAUCAAGCUCCUGCGGCUGGCCCAACUCACAGUGGAGUGGCUCCUCCACUGCCAGGAAUUUCUCACCCUCAACCUGCAUGCAGUGGAGGAGAGGCUUACAACCGCUGGCAGUCAGCGCGAGCAACUGCUGGCUCAGCAGAAGAAGCUGGAGGAGAAGGUGAAGAUGCUGACCAGCGAGCUCAAGCAGAGGAAGAAGGUUAUCCGCACCCAGCAGUCCCUGCUUGCGCCCCGAAUCAUCAACAGCCAGAAGUGUCCAUGUUGUGAAAAAUCCUUCCUCAACUCCUCGUUUCUCCAGAAUCACAUGCAGCGCCGCCACCCUGAUGAGUAUGAGAUGGAGUUGCGGUCGGACAGUGAGAAGAAAUCUCAAAUUGAAAGGCUCAAAUCUGAGAUCGGCAGUCUGAAGGAGCAGAUUGUUCAGCAGCAACAGGACCUGCAAGCCAAAACUGCUCAGGAAAAAGAGCAGCAGUCCAACUACAAGGACCUGCUGAGAGAAUUGGACCGUUUUAAGGCUGAGGAGAUGGCGCGCAUGGACAGAAAGAUAGAAGACAGCAGGGACGGCAUGCGCAGGGAGAUGGAAUUUCUUUAUACCCGAAACAUUCAGGCUCUCAAUGAAGCCAAUCAGAAUCAGACUGCCAGGCAUGAGAAAUCAGCCAGCCCUGUGCACUCACAGCCAGAGAGAGAUGUAGAUAACUACAAAGAGAUGCAGAUACAAGCCAUGCAGAAGCUGGAACAGCAGCUGAAGAAGCAGGAUAAAAAGUGGGAAUCCAGGCUGCAGGAAAUAAAGGCCCAACAUGAAUCUGAAAAGAACCAGCUGCUGAACGAGCUGAGCAGAAUGCAGUCAUCUGUGUCCGAGCACCAGGAGAACAGCCACAGGCUGCAGCAGGAGAUGGGCAGGAGGCUGCAGGAGAAGGAGCAAACCAUCAAGGCUCAGAGGGAGCAUAUAAGGAAUAUUUCCUCAAACCCACCCACCAAAAUAGUGGAAGUACCAGUCAUUGUGAGUGCAUCAGCUCCGGAGCCCAAACCAAAGAGAGUUGUGCUUGAGGAGCCAGUCUCUGCUCCUAAGCUGGAUCCUAUACAGGAGCUGUCAGAAGAGGAGAAAGACUCGAGCAGCUUCUCUGACAGGAAGCCAGUGGAGAAGAAGCCUGAGCCUGUACCAGAGAAGAAACAGAAGGUGUCCAGCAGUGCUCUGAAAAAGAACCCCAGCAUCAAGAAAGAGAUGCGGCCAGAUCUGGAGCAGGCUCUUAUUGAGAAGCUGGAGAACCUGGGAAUAAAGCCUGAUCAGAGUGGUCUGAAGGACAAAGAGCUCACUUCCAUCCUGGCCAAGGUGCAUUCAAAGCGGGAGAGCAUUGCAAAGGGGAUGCCUGAAUACUGGCGCCAUCGGGAGGAGUUAGCCAGCACGGUGGAGCAAAAGCUGGGCAGUGAGAGGAGAGGCAGCGACCCUGCUCCUGAGUCACAGGCCAGAUCUAGACAAUCAGUUCAAGUGUUGCAGAUCCGUCCUCGAUCCAGCAGCCUGCCCUCCAGAGCAACCCAGGUGAUGUCUGGACCUGCAGCCAAACAGCCCAAGACCCCUCAGCCGGCACCAAGGAUCAAGACCACCACUCAACCCAAGACAUCUACACCAAACACCAAGACCGCUCUGAAGAGCUUCACAUCCAGGACCCCUCCUUUCAGCUCAGAUGAGGAAUCUGAAGAAGAGGACACAGAUAUGGAGGAGGAACAGCCUCCAAAAAAACAGAGGGGAAAAACACCACAGCCCAGACUGAACCAGGUCCAAAUCAAAGCCAGUCCAGUACAGGCCAGGCAGGUGCCAGCCAGGCAUUCAUUCUCCUCCAACCCCCAGCAGACCAGGGGGUCAGUGGGUGGUGUGACCAAGACAGCAGUCACAAAGAUAGAGAGUGAUGAGGAGGACGAGUGGUCAGAUGUCAGCGAGUUGCAGGAGAUCGACCCAAAACGUCUCCAGAGUUUCAAAGACCAGAACGGCAACGUGGAGAAGAGAAACUUUGGCAAAGAGAACAAAAUCAAUGACCUAGCCAGAAAAAUGGAGAAGCAGUUUGCAGAGAGAGCAAUAAAGAAACCAGCAGGGGGUGUCAGCAUCUUAGCAGAGAGGAAGGACGAGGUUCAGGAGCUCACGUACACAGAUCUUGAGGAGAGCAGUGAGUGGGUGGUCUCCUCCUUAGAGGACAGACAGGAAAUGUCUAAAGCAGCUCAGGGCUCUGGACCAAUGAGGAAGAGCCUGGAUUCUCCCAGCACCAGCGUCUGGGGAACCUCAACAGGAAAGGGCCCCAAAUCAGCAGGUCUGACUGAAGCUGGAACAGGAAGCACGCUGAAGAGCAGCCUGUGCUCCCUCAGUGACAUCAGUGACUCCGAGGACAUUAGCAAUAAAUACAAUAAGCACUACAGCUGAUCAGGUGAUGUAGCUCUACGCCAAGCACAGACACAAAGACCUCAGUCAACUCGUCUGACACCUACAGUCCAUGCCAAAUAGCCAUAUUUUAUACUGUUACUAUAUGGAGAGAGCAAUACUUGAAGGGUAGCUUUGGUACUUUUAAAAACACAGAAUUCCCUUUAAAAAGACAUCUAGACAUUUGUAUAGAAAAGAUGAUCAUUUAAUCCACAGAUUAGAGAUAAAUGAGAUUAGAGCUUCAAUUGACUUGUCAUUUUCAGCCUCACUUUAUGCCUUGUGCCAAUCUUUGUUUGCCUUAGACCUUUUCAGUGUUCAUCUUUAGAUAGACUCUUUUUUUAAACAUAUCCCACACUCCAAAUGAGAUGCUGUAUGUAGUGUGUGUAAAAUUUUGUACAUCAAAUUUUUAUAACGUCUUCAUGUGUUAAAUGAAGCAAUGAGAUGUGAUUUUGUACAGAACAUAUUUAUACAAGCAAUAAAAGAUUUCUGUGUGAAAUACA